Daldinia childiae is the source of this 2310-nucleotide messenger RNA. RefSeq lists its product as uncharacterized. Gene Ontology annotation, molecular function: DNA-binding transcription factor activity, RNA polymerase II-specific; zinc ion binding; DNA binding. Gene Ontology annotation, biological process: DNA-templated transcription; regulation of DNA-templated transcription. The record is from RefSeq and is a predicted model, not a curated record. The transcript is spliced from 3 exons. Bases 1 to 2310 code for a protein of 769 amino acids. Gene Ontology annotation, cellular component: nucleus. NCBI's taxonomy places the organism in Eukaryota, Fungi, Ascomycota, Sordariomycetes, Xylariales, Hypoxylaceae.
AUGUCUGCCGCUGAAGUGGCUGAAAGCGUCGUCCAGAUGGACUCAAAAUCAAAUCAAGAACUUCAUGGCAAAGCGCCACCUCGCAAACGAAGGCGGAUUGUCAUCAGCUGCACCGAAUGUCAUCGGAGGAAACAGAAGUGCGAUCGGAAGAUGCCAUGUACGAAUUGCGUAUCGCGGAACAAGGCAACUGUCUGUCGGUACGAGACCGGGACACCAAAUACAAAGUCCGAUCGAAAAGGACUGUCUCAAAAUGGCCACGACCGCCCAUCCGAUCCGCUCGAGAGUAUAUCGGUACCCGUCAAGACCGCAGACUUCGGUUACUCCUCUAAUAGCGUAUCGACCCUUGGGAUAUUGCGCAAGAUCGAAAGUAAUGGGGAGCCACUAGCAGGAAUGCCAUCUGAGAGAUUUGAAGGUGAUAAUUAUGGCAUGCGCGAACGAUAUAAGACGUUGAUUCGCCUACUACCGGCCAGGACCUACGUCGAAAAGUUGGCGGCCAUCUACUUCAGAGAUAUCAAUUGGCAGUACUUUAGUAUUGAUGAACCCGUCUUUCACCAGUUGAUAGAGAGAUGGUAUAGUGUACCGUUCAACGUCUUAUCAACGGCAGGUCUGCAAGCUUUGGAUCCAAUCCUAAGAGCCUUUCCGGCUCUCGUAUUCCAAAUGCUAGCCUCAUCUCUCCUAUACCUUCCCGAGGGUAUGGAAGAAACAUUUGAGGCGUUAAAAUAUACCAGCAACAUGACGUUCGACGAUUUAGCAUUUGACUAUAGUGAGUCGGGUAUAUCUAUCUUAGCACUCUUAGGCAAGCGUCAAAUGUCUAUCAUGACGGUAUUAGCCGGCUGGGUAAGGGCCGCUUUCCUCAAGUAUACCGGCAUGGUCACUGAAGCUUGGCAUCAAGUGGGGACCAGUAUUCGAGAUGCGCAAGAAAUUGGCCUGCAUCGGGAUCAGAUGGAUCCUCAACCAAAGCCAGAUGAUACCACGGAAGAGGCUUUGGAAAAGAUGUGGGAUGCACAAAGUCGCCGGAGGGUCUGGAUGACUUUACUCGGCUGGGAUUUACAUACUGGUGCCGUACUUGGUAGACCUACCAGCGUGGAUUACCGCCUUAUGAAUCGGAGUCUUCCUAUCGACUCGAUUAUUCCCAAGGAUACGAGAAAGUCACCUAUAAUACUGCGUGGUGAGAAUGAUCCGCCUACGCCUUUGACGCGAGCGAUAUGGUCAUGGGAGGUCAUGCGGCCAUUACGGGAUAUUCUAGACCUAGAGAAGGAAGGGCCAUUUCCAAAGGAUUUUUCCAGGGUCGAAAAGAUCCACCGAGAGUUGCUAGAGCUUUAUACCCGUACCCCACCACCCUUCCGCAUGGAGAAUCCGGAUACGCGAUUCGACAGCCUUCCAGAGUGCUGGUGGUUACCAUUCGUUCGGCCGACUUUACCCCAGCUCAUAUCUUUCAACAUUAUGGCGCUACAUCGUCCAUAUGUUUUUACACGGCCAACUAGCCGUUACGAGGCUCUUAAGGCAAGUCUAGACAUGCUGGAAGCACAGAAGAUUUACUUUGCUCUUCUGAAGCCGCAGCAACACAAGACUUUCACACUCUUUUUUGGUACAUUCGAUGCCAUUAUCAUGAUAGCGUCCAUUUAUAUUUUAUUUCCGAAGGAGCACCAGGCGAUGUUGCCGGGGGCGCGGCAACAUUUUGAAUGGGCAAUCGAACGCUUCGAGAAGAUGGCUACUCGAAAUCGACUUGCCCAGGCCGCCUUGAGUGUAUUGCGUGCUAUAUACAUCCGCUUCAAGAAGGCUGUAGGCUUUGGCCUGUCGGUUAAGACCACUAGCGAAUCGGGCGGCAGCUCUACGAGCAGCGGGACCUCCAGUAGCUCUUCCGACAUGCAUACACCUAACUCUCUAUCAGAGCCCUCGUCUCAAAACCCGAGUAGUGCGUCGAAUGUCAGCGUCUCUGCAGCACUGCCGCCGGCAGGGGAGCGAGACGGCAGUAUCAGCUCCGGUACUGGCUUAACGCCCCCCUCCGGGACGUCCGACAAUAUAUUCGCAAGCGGGGAUUGGACGUUACCAACUAAUUUUGACUUUAGUGCGAUCAUGCCCAUGUACCCCAUGGGAGACAUCGCAUAUAAUGACUUGCAAGCCGUGCGGGGUGGCGAUGGGCCGCCGACGACCUGGCCGGAAAGUUUCCCAGGGACGACAAGCAGUAGUAACAUCGCACCUAGCCUAGCGGAAGGGCCCACGGGAGAGGAGCAAACAGCAUGGCAAUUCGGUGGUGAAUUUGGUAACGACACGUUAUGGAAUAUACUAAACCAAUUUCCUACUUACUGA